Molecule: messenger RNA, 834 nt
Organism: Coffea arabica (coffee)
Lineage: Eukaryota; Viridiplantae; Streptophyta; Magnoliopsida; Gentianales; Rubiaceae
Source: RefSeq, a predicted model, not a curated record
AUGGCUGACAACAUUCCUAUAGGGUUUCGUUUUAGACCCAGUGAGGAAGAACUGAUCUCCCUACUUUGGCUGAAGGUUACAAACCAGCUUGAUGAAACGGACCAUGUGAAGGAGAAAAUACUUUACGGCGAAGGUGCAGAACCGUGGGAUGUUUUGGGGGAUGAUGAUGUUCGUUGGCAAUUCUGUGAUAAUAGCGGAAAAGGGGCUAGUACGAAAAGAAUGGUCUAUGUCUUUACCAAGUUGAGGAAAUUGAGCGCCAAGAAAACUGCGAGAACGGCUGGUUUGGGGACGUGGGACGGAGAAACGAAGUCGUACCCAGUUGAGGGUAUGAUUACUGGUGAGAAAAUUGGGUCAAGGAAGAUGCUAAGUUAUGUUCUGAAUUCUGGUUCAAUAGGGGUGAAAGGUGGCUGGAUAAUGCACGAGUAUUCGCUGGAUGGUGCAUCAUUGAAUGGGUUAAACAGCAGUCAUAAUACUGAUUAUGUUCUUUGUAGGAUAAUAAAGGAUGAUUCUAAGUAUACCAAAGUCAAAGAAUCUGCAAAGAAAGGAAAGGUUGCCAAAGAAAAGGAGGUUGGAAACCGCGGAUGCCGUGAAGUUGUCCUGGGCAAGGGAAAGAUGAAUCUUGAACAAGAAAGUUCACAAGCGAGUAAGAAGUCAUGUAACAAUCCAAUGGAUGAGUUGCCUAAUUUGGUUAAUUGUGAGUAUGAUGGAUACACAAGAAGCCUACAAACAUAUACAGGUUUGUUGGAUGAUGUUGUGCAGCCAAUCAUCUGUUGGAAUGGCGACCCUUACUUGGGAUCAGUUCCUGAUAUGGUGCACUGUUCCCUUAGAAAUUAA